UAUGUGUGGCAAUUCUAUACGAGGUUCGUGUAUUUAUGCAUUGUGUUUGUGUCUUUCUAUCCGUGAAUUCACAAUAAAACAACUAUUUUGUUACCUUGUUCUCAUUGUAAUUGAAUUAUUUAAACAAAAGCGAUAAAAAUAACAUAAUGGCUGACAUAAGCGUUGUGCGCGAGGCUGAUUUACGCAAAAAAGAGAUAUGUCGCUUCUGUCUGUCUCAAUCGAGCAAACUUCUCGACUCCAUUUAUGUUGAAAACAAACGCAUAAAAUCAACUGCAUCGCUGCCGCUGCAAAUAAUGGCCAUUACAUCUAUUGAGGUGAACAACGAAGAUGGAAUGCCCAGCUAUAUUUGUUUGGAUUGUCGUCUACUCUUCGAGCACUGUUAUCGCUUCAAACAGAUGUGCAAAAAUGCAGAGACCCUUUUGCGGCAAUAUCCACUCACCGGCAAGUGGCCAGAGCCUCUGGAGAAACCACGAGCACCGUUGGUGUCCAUUCAACCGAUGAAGAAGCCGUUGCCGAACGAAGUGCAACCCAAGAAACUGCUCAAUUCUAUGGCCAAAUCCAACAAUGUGACCAUUGAGAGUGUGCAGGUGUUGGAGACCAGUGCUGUGACCAAGAAGCUGCUCAAUGUGGCUGCAGUUAACACAGCGGAGCCCGCUGUUCCUCCACGAUCCUCACCUGCCAAGCGUCCUCAAUCACAGUCGUAUCAGGUGAAGUUGGAGAAUAGCGAGGAACUGUCCAUGGAUGAUGUGCACAACUUGAUAGCUGACAUGGCAUUGGAGGAAUUGGAUAAUCCGACGACAUCGCCGGUUAAAAGUGUGUCUGGCAAACCAAAAGUCCUUAACAAAUCCUCGAUGCGCAUACUUAAUAAAGGGAGCAGUGCGACGGUGGAGCCCCGCCUAGCUACUCCCCAGUUGAAACACUAUGAGGAUGGAAAUGUGGCGCUGGUUACGGAAAUUCUCGAUCCCAAUGAGAUCGAUGCGGCUGCAGAUCCCGUAAAGAAUGCCGAACCCGUGGCAACCAAUGUGUUCCCAUGUCCGCAUUGCGAGCGUUCAUUUCCGCUGAAUCAGCUGCUCGAUAUACACAUGGUGAACCAUUCACGGGAGCGUAGUUUCCAAUGCACCGAGUGCAACAAGAGCUUCUUCUCCAAAUACGAUCUGCAGAAGCACAACUUUAUACAUACGGGCGAGCGUCCGUACAAGUGUAGCAUCUGCUCCUCCUCCUUCACCCGUCGCGCCUUGUUGCAUCGUCACGAACGCAUCCACACGGAUGUGCCCAAGUUCAUUUGCCUGUACUGUGAGAAGCCCUUCAUCUCGCGGGAGGAGAUGGAGAAGCAUGCGGAGCGUCAUACCAAGAAUCGACCCUUCCAGUGUGGCGUAUGCCAAAAGUCGUUUGCCUUUAAGCAAGGAUUGGAGCGACACGAGGUGAUUCACAGCUCCAACUUGCCUUUCCCUUGCCAGUAUUGCACUAGGAGCUUUGUGACCGCUGGCAAGUUGGCUCGUCAUCUGCAGGCACACGCUGGGAAGCGUGCUUAUCCCUGCAAGUAUUGCAACAAGUCGUAUCUGUUGUCGCAUCAUCUGUCGCGGCACUUGCGGAUGCACAAACAGGCACCGGCUGCCUCCUUCAUAUGCAGCAUUUGCAAGGACACGCACGAAACCUACGACAGCCUGGUGGAUCACUCGGCUAUCCAUGCCAGCGUCUCCUAUGUCUGUCCGCUGUGCAAGGCGAGCGUUACGGACUACGACAGCCUGGAGUCGCACAUGCAGGCGCACAAGGAGAGCGAGCGACAUGCCUGCGAGUUUUGUGACUUUAUAUUCCUGAACUCAAAUCAAUUGCAGAAGCAUAUCGAGGAUGAUCAUGUGGUGGACAUGGUUCCAUAUCAAAAUGAAGGCGAUUACGCUCUGGCUGACAAAGCUGUGAAGGAAGAGUCCGAAUUGCUGGAAGAAUUACUUGGCGAAGAUGAUUCCUCAUCGCCACCUAAGGCAAAGGUACGCAAAUUGAAUCCCAACACCAGGGCAGAAGCGACCGAAAGAAGGGAAACUAAAUCAGAGCACAAGCCGCAUAAAAAGGAGUCAUCUUCAUCGAGAGAUUCCAAAAAGUCCAGUGCCUCCGCUGCUUCCGUCUCCCCGGAAGGCAAACGUUCGACACGCAGCAAAGAGAUUAAGGAAAGAGGAACAACCAAGUCAAGUGAUUCAGCUAGAAAAGUGACCAAGCCAGUGGAAGAUCAUUCAAGAAAAGGAGGAAGCAAGCAAAGGAACGGCAAGAUGACAAAGUCCUCAAGCUCAAAAUAAAGUCAUCGUAUUUUUGAGACAUAAUUCAAACUAAAUAUUUCAACUAACAGUCAGUCCAAUAUUUAUUCGUGCACUCAGUUACUAUACUUCAACGAUCAAGUUUUUUAUGCUAAAGUUUAAUAUUUUUGUACUCAUGAUAGCAGUUAUUUUUUAAAUGUAUGCAGGGAGCAUUUUUUUUUAAAUUGUAAAAAUAUUUUAAAAUCAGAGUAUCUCUCAUUAUUGUGUUUUGGGUGCUUUAUAGUUGAUCCCCUAACUUGUAUCUUUAAAUUAAUUAAUUAUCCGUUCUUGAGUUUGCUUUUCUUAAGAUCAAAUUCAAAAGUUACAAAAAGAGUUUGAAAUGACGAUCUAACAAUUUUCUUAGUAUUAAAUUCAAUAAUACAAUAAUUUAUAUAUGACCAAUAUUUUUUAAACACGAGUGUACGAAUAUUUGUGGAGUUGAGUGUAUAAAAUGAAUGGGAUGCAGAUAAAACAAUGCUUACCUGCUUCACAAUAGAAACUAGCUUUAGUU
Drosophila innubila is the source of this 2796-nucleotide messenger RNA. RefSeq names its product zinc finger protein 345 (gene pita). The record is from RefSeq and is a predicted model, not a curated record. Lineage: Eukaryota; Metazoa; Arthropoda; Insecta; Diptera; Drosophilidae. The transcript has 3 exons. Gene Ontology annotation, molecular function: zinc ion binding. The coding region runs from base 147 to 2288 and encodes 713 amino acids. Gene Ontology annotation, cellular component: nucleus.